This is a messenger RNA of Uncinocarpus reesii 1704, 2211 nucleotides long. RefSeq lists its product as uncharacterized. NCBI's taxonomy places the organism in Eukaryota, Fungi, Ascomycota, Eurotiomycetes, Onygenales, Onygenaceae. The record is from RefSeq and is a predicted model, not a curated record. Bases 1 to 2211 code for a protein of 736 amino acids. The transcript is spliced from 3 exons.
AUGGAGUCGACAUUGGAGAGCAAGGGGAUAGGGGUAACAAUGAAGGGGAAAGUCAGGGAUGUACCCGAUAUCUGUGACAUGGAAACGAGCGAUGAGGACGACAGUGGAGGUUUCUAUGAAGAGGAUGACGAUCAUUAUGCUAGUGAAAGGGAGUACGGAAUUGACCCCAUUGCUCUUCAAAAUGUUGAAUGGCGCGACCUCAGGCCCGGUUUGCAACUGGAAAUUAUCAGGAAUUUGGGGCGCAUCUACCUCUGGCCGCACAUCGUGGCUUUGUUACACUUGUCCCCCGAAGACAGCAACGAGGCUAUUAGGCACGCCGUUGCCCGUAAACAACAAGCAGAAGAAGAGAAUAGACUCCUCGGGGAAAUGCGAGCGAAACAACUCAAUGCGCUUCUACGAAUUGACAACAGUGUCUUACGGCAAUCGCGAGUUCCAACCCAGUUAGUGUUUCGAAACAUUUCAAAAAGGCAUCUUGAAGGUGCGAGAAUGCAAUCAGAUCCAACCUACCUUAUGAGCACUGCGAAGGAUAUCAUUGCUGCAAAAUGUUAUCUACGUCGGGUCGGGCUUGAUCCCGGCUUCGUAGGCGAAUGGGCCUUUGAUCUGGCGACGAUGCAACAUCCACCAAGUACAAAUCCAAACGCAGUGGAGGAACUUAGGUGGACACUUGAUUCGGACGACCCAAGCGAGAUCGAACAAGAUACUGUCGCAGCCAUAGGCGUACAGAACACGUCACCAAAAGUUCCGCAUCGCAGUGCCAAUACCAGGGAAAAAUUGACGAGCAAAUCCCCUAGGAUAACUCCAAAUCUUCGCUUUAUCAACUUCUUUGGAACAGCACAUGGAGUCGUUGAAGAGGGUUCCCUUCAAGAGAGCAAAGAUGACGGCAGCAGACUAAAGCCAUAUCGUAUAUCGGCUUCUGGCAUAAAGGUUGCUCGAGCAAUUUUCAACCAGGCUCAAGAACCUCCAAGGGAAUCUCCCGCCAGUGCUCGGGGUUCAGAUGUAUCGGAGACAAAUCAGUCUGAGGACACAGUCGUCCGCCUGAGCAUUGGGCCUGAAGGUGCCGCUCGAGUUGAUAGCUUGCCCGACAUGUCGUCUCCAAUUUUCAGCCACUUUUUAUCAAGCCCACCAGUAUCUCCCGCUGCUUCUCCUAGCGUAAUUCAGUCGGAUGCGCCCUCCGAAGACACGGAAAUGUCGGCUCUGAGCAAAACAAAAGAAUCAACUGAGACAUCCGGGCCAGCGUUUGCAGUGCGUCAAAGGCAGCCCUACGAGAAGCCGGUAGAGAGAACUUUGUCUGGUGCUUGGUGGUAUGACUCGAAUGCUCCUAAACCUCCACAUCUGACUGCAGAAUCCAACGCUUCGAUGAGACUCCAAGAACGACUGUUAGCUGCAAGAGCAGAAAAUGAAAUUCGCCAACUGGCAAGAUCCGGGAGCCAGAAUCGGGCAGUUACCGCACCCAUGGUUAUGCAAUUGCCGCUCCGUAGUUCGCCGUUGAAGUACAGCUGUUCUAGUGCUGACGGCGAACGUCCCACCACUCCUCAGGUUCAAAGCUCAGAUGGCCACUCGAUCGUGAUUAGUUCCCCAGUCAAAAUGAAUGAUCCCGGGCGAGCUAUGCCUCAGAUGACGCGCUUGCAGUCUGGCGAUAGCCGAGAAGCGGAACAAGAGCACUGUUCGCGAUACUCGCCCACACCUCUUGUAAAGACCCAAUUCCAGGGCGAUACACAAGCAGAAAAGGGUGCCAAUAGCAAAGCCAACGCUUUCACGGAAGCAAAUCAAAUGGAAGUUUCCAUUGUCUCAACGCAGGAAAGGCCGGACAAUCUCUGCGAGAGCAAUGAGGACUCACCAUCUCGCUUUGAAUCCAGAAGUGGCCAUUCUAAUUCCCAAGAAUCGAAAUCUAGCUAUGAGCCACGGAAAAACGCUCCUCUUCGGAUUUCUUCGAGUAAUGUCAUCAACGCAUCAUCCAUGGAGAUCCGGGUUUGCCCACAGACUGCAGCUCAAAAUACCCGUUCCUGCUCUAUGGAAUCGGUCGAAGAAGGCUCCCAAGUAUCCGGAUUCCAAGACGACAUAUCUUUACCGGAGUUGCCUUUGAAAAAAGUCAGAAAAAGGCCUAAAAAGGCCGUUGUCUCUGAAUCGCAGAGAAGGAAAAGCGCGAGAUUGAAUCCCCCCGAAGGUAGGUCUCUAAGACCGCCUAAAGCAAACGUCAGGUACAAGUUUUGA